GAGAGCUGGUCGCUGUUGGGGCUCGUUUCGGUGCUAGUCGCGCUCGCUCUCCUCGACGGGGAUGUUCCGCGGGAGUCGGAGGAACGAGCCGCAUUUUUCGGCAGCCGCCGAGACAGAGCAGAGGCCUGUUUUUCUCUCAGCAGACUCCAGAGGAGCUGCUAUGGCUUAAGGAAAAAAAGGACGCCGGGUUAAGGGGCAGGCAGCAGCGGCAGAGAGGCGCGUGGGAAGGAGGCACCAUGAGUUCAGCCGAAAUUAAGAAGCCACCAGUGGCCCCGAAACCAAAAUUUGUGGUGGGACAUAAAGUAGUGCCACCUCCUGUGGCACCAAAACCAGAUGUUGUUCUUGCAGAUGUUUUACAACCCACAAAGAAAACGAAACCAGCAAUAGCACCAAAACCAAAGGUUCUCAAAUGUUCGUCAGUUCCUGAGAUUAAAACUGUGCCAUCACCUUUAAGGAAAAAUUCCAAGAGUUUAGAAGAAUGCAAAAUAGACUCUUCUGAGUACUUGGUUCAUUUGAAUUACAAAAAUGGAGCCCCAAGAGAAAAUACUGCUUAUAUUAUAUCUGUGUGUUCAUGCAGUUUUGAAUGCAUGCAUAAAUUUGGGAAUGGGGAGAAUACUUGCAAAAAUCCAACCAUUUUUGAACAGCUGGAAAACUUAGAGAACAUUGAUAGAGCUGAACAACCAUCAUCAUCUCUGAAAUCUAGAACAAUACUUGAUAGCCAUAAUGGUAAAAGUAUACAUAAAAAUAGGGUAAUUUUAAAGGCUAAUUUUUUAGAUGAAAAGCUCAAGGACGUUCUAACACAAAGUGUAUGCCCCAACAACAGCUGUUUGAAGCAAACACCUUUGAACAAAUUUGAAAAAGAUAACAUGAGUAGUUAUAAAAGGGACAUUAAAAUUGAGUUUACAGACCUGGUUUCACCAUCGUCCAGUUUUGAGGAAAUGAUGGGGAAUUCAAGCAACCAUACAGAGAUACCUGGUAUCGAGUCUGAAAUGUCAGAAAAUCCUCUUUUGACUGAAAAUAUCAACAGUUCCUGUUGCUCACUUGACACAGCACCUUUGGAAAAAGUUGAUAUUAGUGAUUUGAACACAGGCAUCUCCACAAAAGGGACUGAUGAGUCUUUAUCUUCAUUAAGAGUAGGCUCUGCACCAUCCCCUAAAUCUGCCCCAGUUCCAAAACCAAGAAAACUGCGUGCUGCUCCAUGUCUAAUCCGGCAAGAUGGCAUAGAUAUCUCAGGAGAAGGAACAAAAGAACUACUUGCUUCAGACUGCAGUUCUGCUGGGCUUUCCGAGUGUGCUGUUAGAAAAACUACAAAAAUUAAUGUUCUUUUUCAAAGUGUUUCCUAUAACAACCGAGAACUUAUACAUGCACUUGAUAAAUCGGAGAGUCCUUCAUGUGUUGCUGGAAAAAUGAUUCAGGAGGCAGAAUCUGCUGAAUCUGAAGAAAUGAUCCAGCAAAAUGUCUUGCCUGAGGUUCUACAUGAAAGCCCUCACCUAGCAGGAAAUGUUGAACAAUCUUUAGACCUUAACUCAGUAAAUCCUGCUGACAAUAUAAUGGAACAUAACUGCUUGUUGGCUGCUAAUGACAAAAAACCUGGAUUUAUAAGGUGUAGUAAUCUUUCCAUGAGUUUGCCUAAGCAAGUGAAAUUAUCAUGCAACCAGCAUAUGCCUGCCUUUGAGAGCCUAGAUGAUUUUGCACAAGAGAAGGAACAUAAAGUUGCUGAACAUAAAGAUGAAAGUUCAUCAAGAGUUGUUCCUAAGAAGCCUCAAAGGCACAGCAUCCCCGCAGCUGGAUUAUUGAAAAAAGCUGCAUCAGAGGAACUGAUAGAGAAAAGUGCCUACCUUACUAGUGAACAGAGAGAUUUAGAUCCUCCCUUGGAGCGACCUCGUAUAAGGCAUUUAUCAGCCAAAGAACAAAGCACAUUGCAAUCCUGUGAUACUCCAAAGUUGUCUUUGGAGAGGCCUGUCUGGAAAUUACCUCAUCCCAUUCUUCCAUUUUCUGGCAAUCCGGAAGCCUUAAAAAACACCAAGAAUGCAAAAAACACUCAACUUGCAAGUGCUGUGACAAAACCUCGAGCCAAAUCCUUGUCUUCUGUAGAUAUGGACAGAAUACACAAGCCCCCAAAAGAGCCUCAAAAGAAAUAUUCACUAAAGAAAUUCCUAAAUAUGAAGCUGUCUGUUUGCUUAAUGAAAAGUGACUUCCAGAAGUUUUUGACCAAGGGUAGCCAAUCGGCGGAUAACGGCACUGUUACUUUUUCCAAUGAUGAAGCGCGUGGCAAAACUCGGAAUGUAGCUAGUGCAACAAAUGGAAGAAAAACUAAACCCACAAAGGCACAUUCUGCAGAAAUGGGCAGCCUAUCCUCACAAAAGGGAAAGCAGAGGUCCAGGGGUCAGGAGGAAUCAACAAAUAGCCAGAGAUCACAGUCCUUAGAUGAACAGAGUUUUUUAUCGCAAGGACAUGUGAAUUCUCUUACUCAUGACUAUGUACCAGAAUAUGAAAAUGUAAGCCAUUAUGAAGAAAUCCCAGAGUAUGAAAAUUUACCUUUUGUGCCAACUGAUAAAAAUCCACCUUUUGAGUGGCACAAUUCUAGCAGUGCUGAAGACCACGAUGCCGAUGUGUAUGAGGUGCAAGAACUGUAUGAUGCAACAAGGAGCUGCUCAGAGUUUAGCAGGUCCUCAGUAGAAGUACUUGAUGGCUCUGAUUUGGCGUUGGAAGAUGAACAUUCAGAUGAUGAGAUGAUACAAAGAGAUGUUGAUAGCUCUGAUGACGAUGAUGACACAAAUUCAGACUCUAGCAGAGGAGAGCCUGAUACACAGGAAAAUAAGCAGAUUAAAGCAGCUGGGAAGAAAACAAAAGUUUAUCAUAUUGCUAAAGAAAUAAUGAGCUCAGAGAAAGUGUUUGUAGAUGUUCUGAAGCUUUUGCACAUUGAUUUCCGGGAUUCAGUAGCACAUGCUUCCAGGCAACUUGGAAAGCCAGUCAUUGAAGACAGGAUCCUGAAUCAGAUCCUGUACUACCUACCUCAACUGUAUGAGCUUAAUCGGGACCUCUUGAGAGAACUUGAAGAGCGGCUGUCCCACUGGAUUGACCACCAGCGAAUUGCUGAUAUAUUUGUGAAAAAAGGACCAUACCUAAAGAUGUAUUCAACGUACAUCAAAGAAUUUGAUAGGAAUGUAGCUCUCCUAGAUGAGCAAUGCAAGAAGAACCCUGGGUUUGCUGCUGUUGUUCGAGACUUUGAGAUGAGCUCCCGCUGCGCUAACUUGGCACUGAAGCACUAUUUGCUCAAGCCGGUUCAGAGGAUCCCCCAGUACAGGCUGCUUUUGACAGAUUAUUUAAAGAACCUCUUAGAAGAUUCAGCUGACUUCAGAGAUACUCAGGAUGCUCUUGCUGUUGUGACAGAAGUGGCCAACCAUGCUAAUGACAUCAUGAAACAGGGAGACAACUUUCAGAAACUUAUGCAGAUACAGUACAGUUUAAAUGGUCAUCAUGAGAUUGUACAGCCAGGGAGGGUCUUUUUGAAAGAAGGAACGUUGAUGAAACUGUCCAGGAAGGUUAUGCAGCCGAGAAUGUUUUUUUUGUUUAAUGAUACUCUGCUGUAUACAACUCCCAUACAGUCUGGAAUGUAUAAACUCAACAACAUGCUGUCACUGGCUGGAAUGAAAGUUAGAAAGCCAACCCAUGAAGCUUACCAGAAUGAACUGAACAUAGAAAGUGUAGAGCGAUCUUUCAUUCUGUCAGCAAGUUCUGCCACGGAAAGAGAUGAAUGGUUAGAAGCCAUCUCCAGGUCAAUUGAAGAAUAUACAAAGAAAAGAAUCACUUUUAACCCCAGUAAAAGUAUUGAAGAGGCAGACCCAGAAAAAGAGACCGAAGAUAGUCCCAUAGGGUCAAAGGCGCCAAUCUGGAUUCCUGAUACUAGAGCUACCAUGUGUAUGAUCUGUACUAGUGAGUUCACACUCACAUGGAGAAGACACCAUUGCAGAGCAUGUGGGAAGAUAAUCUGCCAAGCUUGUUCAUCAAAUAAGCAUGGGCUAGACUAUAUGAAACAUCACUCUGCAAGAGUAUGUGACUAUUGCUUUAAUGAGUUACAAAAACAGGAUAAGCUGAACACACCUCCUAAAAAUGGUUCCCCAGUAAAUCACAGAACUCCGUCUAGCACCUUAUCCACAGUGUUGCACAGUAUCCCAUCUGGAAGAAAGCAGAAAAAGAUCCCAGCUGCUCUUAAGGAAGUAUCUGCAAAUACAGAAGAUUCUUCAAUGAGUGGCUAUCUAUACAGAUCAAAGGGCAGCAAAAAACCGUGGAAACACCUGUGGUUUGUGAUAAAAAAUAAGGUGCUCUACACAUAUGCUGCUAGUGAGGAUGUGGCUGCAUUGGAGAGCCAGCCUUUAUUGGGAUUUACAGUUGCUGAAGUCAAAGAUGAACACUCGGAAUCUAAACUUUUCCAUUUGCUGCACAAGAAUACUUUAUUUUAUAUAUUCAAAGCGGAUGACCCCCAUUCAACACAAAAGUGGAUAGAAGCUUUUCAAGAAGCCACAAUAUUGUAGCAUGCUUGCUUUGUUACUUAAAGGAAAUAAAGUCCGAUGACAAGGUCAAUACUAUGGUUCUGUUUAUUGAGGAGUCAUCAGAUUUUACAAACAUCAACCUAAACAAAGCUGGAUUGUUCACUGGCGUAACGUCUUUGUUCAGGAGUAAUAAUUUUUAAAGAAAUGUGUAUACAUGUCUUUUUUGUCAUACAAAAAGUGUUAUUUAUUAAAAACUUUGUCACUGUUUUACUUAA
This is a messenger RNA of Lacerta agilis (Sand lizard), 4768 nucleotides long. RefSeq names its product FYVE, RhoGEF and PH domain containing 6 (gene FGD6). The transcript has 21 exons. NCBI's taxonomy places the organism in Eukaryota, Metazoa, Chordata, Lepidosauria, Squamata, Lacertidae. Bases 237 to 4535 code for a protein of 1432 amino acids. Gene Ontology annotation, biological process: regulation of GTPase activity. The record is from RefSeq and is a predicted model, not a curated record. Gene Ontology annotation, molecular function: metal ion binding; guanyl-nucleotide exchange factor activity. Gene Ontology annotation, cellular component: cytoplasm.